AUGUUUUCUUCCAAGAUCGGGAAAUUCCUUCUGAGCUCUGCCUUGCUCUGGGCGACUACAAGCGCCAGCAAUCUCGGCCUUGAAGACUCAGGCACCGCAGCAGGGUGUACAGGCUCAUCCGGAUGUUGCAUCCCAAGCUGCCUGGUUAAUGUCUCUGACUUCUGGGGUUGCAACGGGAACGUGGCAUUCUCUGGUACUUGCCAGCAGAACUACAACAACCCUUCAGGAACCCAGGACGUUGGCGGCUGCAGUGACGUCCAAGUCACUUUCUUGAAAGAUCCCGAUGGUAACCCUGUCAUCGAUCUUUACCACAAGACGGAUAAGACCUACGACCGCUAUGCGAUCAGCAACUGUCAGACUCCUACAGUUGGAGGAGGGCAGUGCGUCCCUAAGGGAGGCGGCUGUGAUACCAAUAUCAUCCUUACUGGUGCCCAAGGAUAG
Molecule: messenger RNA, 441 nt
Organism: Fusarium proliferatum ET1
Lineage: Eukaryota; Fungi; Ascomycota; Sordariomycetes; Hypocreales; Nectriaceae
Exons: 3
Coding region: 1-441 (146 amino acids)
Source: RefSeq, a predicted model, not a curated record